Molecule: messenger RNA, 666 nt
Organism: Tetrahymena thermophila SB210
Lineage: Eukaryota; Ciliophora; Oligohymenophorea; Hymenostomatida; Tetrahymenidae
Exons: 1
Source: RefSeq, a predicted model, not a curated record
AUGAAAAAAAUAUUCACUAGCCUAUUAUUAUCUUCUUACUUUUUGCUUCAAUUAGUAAAAUCAUGUGACGAGAUAAUUUAAUGUUAGCCAAAUGAUUCUGAAUGUUUGGUUUAGUUGAGGCUAUUUGAGACAUGUGUCUCUUCAAGAUGUGAUUUGUACUAAAUUGAAUCUUAAUACACUGAGGAAUUAAGUAAAUGUUAUUCUGAGACUUGCAGCUCAAAAUUCGAGCCAUUCAAUCAACUGCUUUAAAAAUAUUCUAAUUGUUUGAUUGAAAGAAUGUAAAAUUAGAGUUUUCAUUCUAAUUUACCAACUCUUUAAACUAUUAUAGAUCCAAAUCUAUAAUAAUAAUGUAGCUAAAGACUUGCUGAUAAAUGUGUAUAAUUAUCUCCUGAGUGUCCUUAAAAAUUACUUAAGUAAUUUGAAUGCGCAAAGAGUAAUUGCUUCUCUCCAGAUAACUUUGUAUUAGUUGAUUAUUGUUUUACAAAAAUUUGUCAACCAGAUUUAGCUGGUUUAUAAAUUUUAAAUAAAGAUUAUGUUUAAUGUCUUUCUGGUAAAUCAUAAGAUUAAACUUAACCAUAAUAACCAAGUUAACCAAAUAUCAGAAGCACCAGCCAAAUGCUUAUUCUAUCUUUAAUAAUGUUAAUAUUAUCAACUAUUAUGUAUUGA